GUAGGAAAGAGACUUGAGAGUCUGUAUACAUCGGACAAUGAUGCUGUAUACUUGCCGUGGCCGUCACGAGAGGGCCAACCCCAGGCGCAUAUAAGAAGCUCGAAAGCUGCAAGUUCUCUGGCAUUAAAGUAACAAGUCAACUCAUCUUUCUCUAACCGGAGACACUUUCUUCAAGCGUUCUUUCCCCCUCAAAAGUUCAACAUGGCCAUCACCGAGCCCAUUCUCGUUGCGGAGUCUCUCCCAACCAUCGAGCUUGACCUUCUCCGAGCAGACAAUGAAACGGAGAACAAGAGACUCCUCAGCGUCUGCCAGAACUAUGGCUUCUUCUACCUCAACAUGACCAGCGAUCCCGAGCUCUGCCAGCUUUGGGAAGACAUGCUGUCCAUCAUGAAGGAGUACUUCGAGCAGCCUCUUGAUAUCAAGAUGCAGGAUGCUCGCAACGAUGACAACUUCGGCUACGAGCCCAUGGGCACCGAAGAAGGCCCCAAGCCCAAGACCCGAGACGGCUAUGAGUCCCUCAAGUUCUCCCGCCGCGAAUACCUCAAGAACUCAACCGACCUCACAACCAGCAUCCGCACCAAAUCCACCCCCUUCUUCAACUUCAUCAACCAAGCCCACACCAUCACCCUCCUAAUCCUCUCACGCCUCUCCACCCAACUCGGACUCACCGGCUCCUCCCGCUUCGAAACCUACCACGCCGACCCCGGCCCGUCCACCUCAACCCUCGGUAUCCUACGCUACCCCAAGCAUGAGUCCGGAAUCAGCGAGCCCACCAGCGUCGGCCACAACCAGCACACCGACGUCGGCACGUUGACCUUCUUGCUCGCGGCGCAAUGGGGUCUGCAGUACUGUUCUCCCCAAACCAAGCGCUGGGAAUUUAUCGAGCCUCGCCCCGGCCACGCUAUCAUCAACGUGGGCGAUAGUCUUCGCUUCCCGUCGGGUGGGGAGCUGGCGAGUGUGGUACAUCGUGUUGUGCCGUUGAAGGAAACGCAGGAGGAGGAUCGUUACAGCAUUGCGUAUUUCUUGAGACCGAAUGAUGAUGUUACUUUUAGGGAUGCUACGGGCAAGAUGUGGUCUGCGAAGGAGUGGCAUGAUUUUAAAUUCGAUGUGUUCAAGAGUCCCAGUACGUUGGAUGCUAAGGGGAGGUUUUUGACGGGGAUGAUGUUGGAGGAGGAGAGGGGGAGGUGGGUUGGUGUUGCUGGUGAGGGAGGUGUGGCUGUUGCUGUUUGA
Messenger RNA from Aspergillus vadensis CBS 113365, 1230 nucleotides. RefSeq names its product Clavaminate synthase-like protein. The transcript has 3 exons. The coding region runs from base 202 to 1230 and encodes 342 amino acids. The record is from RefSeq and is a predicted model, not a curated record. NCBI's taxonomy places the organism in Eukaryota, Fungi, Ascomycota, Eurotiomycetes, Eurotiales, Aspergillaceae. Gene Ontology annotation, molecular function: dioxygenase activity.